Messenger RNA from Erythranthe guttata (spotted monkey flower), 1550 nucleotides. RefSeq lists its product as uncharacterized. The record is from RefSeq and is a predicted model, not a curated record. NCBI's taxonomy places the organism in Eukaryota, Viridiplantae, Streptophyta, Magnoliopsida, Lamiales, Phrymaceae. Gene Ontology annotation, cellular component: membrane; cytoplasm. Gene Ontology annotation, molecular function: protein binding.
GAAACUAAAAGAGUGAUAACUAUUCCCAACAGCUCCCUUUCUCUCUCUUGUUUCUCUCUCUAAACCUUUCCCCCUUUUUGCACCGUCAGGAAGCCGAAUUGCCUUCCGCCGACUCUCUCCCCUCUCUUCGAUUUCCCCUUAAAUCUGGUUUAUGAGCUCGAAGGAGAAGCCCACUCUCGGUGGCACGCGGAUUAAGACCCGCAAACGGAAUAUUGCUGCUCCUCUUGACCCUGCAGCAUUUUCGGAUGCAGUGGUCCAGAUUUAUUUGGAUAAUGCUGGUGAUCUGGAACUUGUCGCUAAGAGCAUUGAAUCUUCAGACCUUAAUUUCUCUAGAUACGGUGACACAUUCUUCGAGGUGGUCUUCAGAGGUGCACGUACACAACCAGGAACAUUUAAACUUGAUGAGGGGGAGCACCAUCCCUAUGCUAUAAUUGACUGUGAGCCUAAGCGUGAAGUCAUAUUGCCAUCUGUUAUAUACAUACAGAAGAUCUUGAGGAGGAAGCCUUUCCUUAUAAAGAAUCUUGAGAAUGUUAUGCAAAGAUUCUUACAGUCUUGACUUUUCGAAGACGAUGAAAGGAAGAAGCUUGCCAUUUUCACUGCACUUGCCUUCUCUCAGAAGUUGUCCGGGCUCCCACCCGAGACUGUUUUCCAGCCACUGCUCAAAGAUAACCUUGUGGCCAAAGGAUUAGUUCUUUCGUUUAUCACUGAUUUCUUCAAGGAAUAUUUGGUUGAUAAUAGCCUUGAUGACCUGAUUUCAAUACUGAAGAGGGGUAAAAUAGAGGACAAUCUUCUUGACUUUUUCCCAUCUGCAAAACGAACCCCGGAAGUUGUGUCUGAACAUUUCACCAAGGAAGGACUUCUAAUAUUGGUCGAGUACAAUGAAAAGAAGUUAUUCGAUGUGAAGCUUAAGGAAAUGAAAUCUGCACUAACAACCCAGUUAGCAGAGGAAGUCGACAUAUCUGACAUCAUAGAAACUGUCAAACAACAUGUGAAAGAUGCUAAAUUCCCAGACAUUGAGGUUGUGCGAAUCCUAUGGGAUGUCAUGAUGGAUGCUGUGCAAUGGUCGGCAAAGAAUCAGCAGCAGAAUGCUAAUUCAGCUUUGCGUCAGGUAAAAACGUGGGCACCUCUGCUGAAUACCUUCUGUACAACUGGAAAGCUGGAACUGGAACUUAUGUACAAAGUUCAGAUACAGUGUUACGAUGAUGCUAAAAUGAUGAAGUUGUUCCCUGAAAUAAUAAGGUCACUUUACGACCAAGAUGUUCUUGCGGAAGAUACUAUUCUUCACUGGUUUCAUAAAGGGACAAACCCUAAGGGCAGGCAAUCGUUUGUGAAGGCAUUGGAGCCUUUUGUGAAAUGGCUGGAAGAGGCAGAGGAAGAAGAAUAAGUUGCUGUGGCUGCGCUGUGAUUUCUUCUGCCAUUCCUUCCUUCAAUCGCUUUUUUCGUUUUUUAAUGAGAUAAUGAACUAGAAAGAUCAGUAGACUUGUUUUAUGAUUUGACAUGGAUGUUGUUCUCGAUAACUCCCUUAUAAGACUUAUCUCUCUCUCUCUCUC